Exserohilum turcica Et28A is the source of this 1116-nucleotide messenger RNA. RefSeq lists its product as uncharacterized. Gene Ontology annotation, biological process: zinc ion import across plasma membrane. The transcript has a single exon. Gene Ontology annotation, molecular function: high-affinity zinc transmembrane transporter activity. The coding region runs from base 1 to 1116 and encodes 371 amino acids. Gene Ontology annotation, cellular component: plasma membrane. Lineage: Eukaryota; Fungi; Ascomycota; Dothideomycetes; Pleosporales; Pleosporaceae. The record is from RefSeq and is a predicted model, not a curated record.
AUGGCGACAGCAUCGGCCUUUGACCCGACACAUGUCGAUCUCACCACCGUCAACCAAGCAGACGUCAUUUGUUACUUCUCCCUUGGCAAGAACGAAUACAAUGGUCUGCUGGGAGCCCGGAUAUCUUCCAUCUUCGUCAUCGGCUUCGUCUCCACAUUCGUAACAUACUUCCCCGUUGUCGCGCGCAGGAAGCCCUCGUGGAAGAUUCCCAUGGGCCUCUACACAUUCGCGCGCUUCUUCGGCUCCGGCGUCAUCGUCGCUACAGCAUUCAUCCACCUGCUGGAUCCCGCAUACGAAGCCAUUGGCCCGGGCAGCUGCAUCGCCGCCAGCGGAGAAUGGGCCGUGUAUCCCUGGUGCGCCGCCAUCGUCCUAGCCUCCAUCAUGUUCGUCUUCUGCGUCGAUCUCGGCGCAGAAGUAUACGUCGAACGCCGCUUUGGUGUCACAAAGCCAGAAGACGCGACCUCGAGUGCAUUCGUCCGCACCGCGGCGCCAGACGCUACAACCAUCGUAGACACAGAAGCAGGCCCCCAAGCCCAGCCAUCCCAUCAAGACGCCCCAGGAAAAGAUACCGCAAGUCUCUCCAACGCCUCCAUCACCACGACAUGCACCGCAGCCCGACUCUCCUUUGCCCAGCAAAUCGGCGCCUUCCUCGUCCUGGAAUUUGGAAUCAUAUUCCACUCGGUCAUCAUCGGCAUGAACCUCGGCGUCGUAGCCUCGUCGACCUUCACAACCCUGUACCCGGUCCUCGUCUUCCACCAGUCCUUCGAGGGCCUCGGCAUCGGCGCCCGCCUCUCAAACAUAGCAUUCCCAGCCGACAAAUCCUGGAUGCCCUGGGCCCUCUGUGCGCUUUACGGACUCACCACCCCGGUUUCCAUUGCCGUCGGCCUGGCGCUCAGAACUACUUACGCGCCUGAGAGCAGAGUCAGCAUGAUUUUCCAAGGCGUCCUGAAUGCCGUGAGCGCCGGCUUCUUGAUCUACAGUGGCUUAGUCGAGCUGCUUGCAAAGGACUUUUUGUUUGACAAGGAGAGGACCAAAAAUAUGCAGAGACUGGGUCUCAUGCUCGCAUAUGUGUUUCUUGGUGCGGCUAUCAUGGCUUUGAUUGGGUAUUGGGCAUAG